CAAAAAGAAAAGGAAAUAAGGGGGAAAGAAAAAGAAAAAUAAAUAAAUAAAAAUGUUAACAAUUGAGAGUUUGAGACGGCUGAAAGAAGGGAAAAAACGAUUCUAAUUCUUUACGUGCAACAAGAAAAAAAAAGAAAAACAAAUUAAAAACAAACAAUCGGAUGCUUGAAGCGUGAAGCAAGAGAAGAAAAAGAAAAAUGAAAUAAUGUCUUUGACAUGUGAAAGCAUUUCAGGUGAGUGGAUCUGUUUGAUUGAUGUUUAGUAGUAAAUGUAUCUAUAUGAUUUUUUCUGACCAUAAAAUUUAGGCCUUCCACGGCCUCAGUUAUUAUGCUGGUCAUAAACCAGUAAAACCCCGACGAUCCAAGCAAAGAAUACCAUGAUUUUUGUAUGUUGUUAGCAGUUGACCCCACACCUCUUUUCUUUAUGGCAAGUAUGAAGACAGCAUAUUGAAAGAUGAUAGUAGAAGGAAUCUAGGGGGAUAAAAUGUCCAGGUUUCGUUCACUAUUGCAAGCAUCCCUUGCUGCAACUAAAAGAGCACUUACAUGGAACCUUGAAGACUUAACUCCUCCAAGUGAAAGAUAUAUUUUCAAUUUCAACUCAAAAGCUGAACUGAAAAAGUGGCAUUUAUAUUCAGAUUCUGAAUAUGGAGGUAUGUCAUCUGCUUCUCUAGAGAUUAAAGAUACAAGUGGUGGACCUAGUGCUGUUGGAAUAUUUUCUGGAAACCUCUCUCUGGAUGUUGUAGAGGGUUCAACCGGGAACAUGACUAGAAGUGGCUUUUGCGGAAUGAGGUCUAAAAAGUUUGAUGGCUUCAUUGACUUGGAUGCAUAUGACACAAUAGCAGUCAAACUGAAAGGAGAUGGGAGGAACUACAUCUCUACUAUCUACACCCAGAAUUGGGUGAAUUCUCCUGGGCAAGAGGAAGAUAACUCAUGGCAGGCAUUUGUUUUUGUACCUAAAGAUGACUGGUACAUAGCUAAGAUACCACUUUCCAUGUACGUGCCGACAUGGAGAGGAAACAUAAUAAAUGCAAAGUUGGAGAUGAAUCCAUCUCGAGUUCUGGCUAUGGCUCUAUCUGUCAAUGCAGAAGGUGGAGUCCCAGGUGCGAGGUCUGGCCCUGGAGAUUUUCAUGUGGAAAUUGACUGGAUCAAAGCCUUGCGAACAGCAUGAACAAGAGGCUGAAGCAGGUUUUACUACUUAGAAAAUGUGGUUGCAAGAGUCAACUGAGGCUGCGCUAUUUAUGAAUCCUAUCGGUUGCAGCACUUAUAUUUGUAUUGAUAAAGUACUGGAUUUCCCGCUUUCCUAGCUUGGUUGUUUUCUUCCAAUUGCUUGUGUGCUUAACUGCUUAUAAUGCAGAGGCAUAGUACUAUAGUAGUUUAGCGGUUACAUGAGUACAUACUUUCUUUGGUACUAUUUUCUUUUUUACGUUGUCACCACAAAAUAUAAACGUAAGCUUGACUGACAGAAUAUAUGUGGGACUGUGGGAGGGCCUCAGUAUUUGUGAUUAUGCUAUUCAGCAUGAAAUUGUAAUAAUUGCAAAAAAAUUGUGUUAGGACUUCGAUACACACUUUGAUGCCACACAUCACAUGUUACAUUUAAUGUGGAG
Molecule: messenger RNA, 1603 nt
Organism: Cuscuta epithymum
Lineage: Eukaryota; Viridiplantae; Streptophyta; Magnoliopsida; Solanales; Convolvulaceae
Source: the annotation of a GenBank genome assembly